This is a messenger RNA of Cynoglossus semilaevis (tongue sole), 3320 nucleotides long. It is a transcript of the gene cfap69, whose product is annotated as cilia and flagella associated protein 69. Gene Ontology annotation, cellular component: sperm midpiece; non-motile cilium. The coding region runs from base 258 to 3221 and encodes 987 amino acids. NCBI's taxonomy places the organism in Eukaryota, Metazoa, Chordata, Actinopteri, Pleuronectiformes, Cynoglossidae. Gene Ontology annotation, biological process: response to odorant; positive regulation of flagellated sperm motility; olfactory behavior. The record is from RefSeq and is a predicted model, not a curated record. The transcript is spliced from 26 exons.
AAAACGGAGAUGGUAGAGGAUUUUAUACCUCAAACACUUCGAAUGUUUUUGGGCUAUUCUCACUCUUUUGACUAGAAAACUACUUACAUUUAAUUUGUAAUAAUUUUUUGCAACCAAAGGCCAAUUUAAGACUUUUUGAACGUUUUAAUUUAAAUUGAGUUUGACUUUUUAGUUUGUCAACAAGCGCGAAACUAAGCAGAGUUCUGCUGGUGGAUGAGAAAGACCAGCAGGUGGCAGUAUGUGAGGUGGUGUUACAGAUGCCAACUGUCGUGAAAGACCAAAGCAAAAGAACCAACGAGGUUCUGCAGCCUCUGAAAAUGAAUUCUGCCAAAGUUGUACAGAGGAAGAAACAGGACCUUCCUGCCGUUGGGCCAAGGUCAAUGGAGACGGAGCAAAGCACAUCUAAGAGCAAAUCUAAAACUCUGGAUCUCAACAAUGUGCUGCGUCUUCUUGAAGGUCAUUUGACGGCUAACCUGAAGGAGAGGCACAUGCUCGUCCUGUGGAAGCUGCUGAAGAGAAACCAAAUUGGUUUUCUCUUAAAGGACCUCUCAGGAAUAGCCAAAAUCCUCAACAUCUGUGCUGACAAAGGGAAAGAUCAGCCCGACUACUGGCAAAUUCUGCUGGAAGCCGUUAAAAUCUGUCGGCUCCCUUUCCUCAAAGAGAGAACGUCCGAUGAGCUGAACUACGCUCAGGAAGGCAUUGACUUCAUCUCCAACUUGGGGUGUCUCAUGAGGGUCCCAGAGGCUGAGAUCAGGCAGCAGAUCCUGGAAUCUGUCAUUUCUUUAUACAGCAGUGUAGACGAACAGAUCCGCGACGGUAUGGACUCAGCCUCCAAGUCAAAGCCUGGGACUUUACCCUCUUACAGAUUUACUUUACUUACGCUAAGGCUCCAGCAAACAUCUCCAGGCUACAGGCUGCAGCUGCUGGAGCUGAGUGACAUGGCACAGUCGCUGGUCCUCUCCAUGUCCACUCUGGAGGACCAGCCCAGCGUCAGGCUGCAGCUCCUGAAGACACUUAAGGUGCUGUCGGGAUUCUCUGACAGGAACUGCUCUUUGAUGCUGAACGCCCGUGGAGCAGAGGUCAUCUGUCUUCACAUGAACGAGGACGACCCGACGGGUCAGGUGCUUUUAAGCUCAGCAGAAAUCCUCUGGAACCUUCUGGAGAGAGGCUGCAAGGACAAGGUCACCACUCAGCUCAGCAGCAUGGAGUGUGUUAUAUCUCUGAAGGAGGCGUUCUUCUUCCAGCUGCUGAACAGCUCACACCCAUCUGACCUCCAGCUCAGGAACGACCUGCUCGUCAUCACAACCCUCAUCGCUGAACAUCCAAACUCCCGACUUGUCGAGAGUUUCUUCGCCAAAGAGCUGAUGCCUUUCAUCACAUUUCCAGAACUGAAAACUCUGGAUCCUCUGGUCCAGAACCUGAAACUUCGCUUCAACCAUGAAGAUUUAAAAAUGAAGAAGAUGAUGUUGAACCUGUUGGUGUUGAUGUCGAAGGACUUAGCAGCUCUGCAGAUUUACAAAGAAGGGAGGGUGAUUCUGGCCCUGCUGACACUGGCAGAGCCGCCCAAAUCCACCACCGAGCUGCGGUCCACGUCACGACACUGGUCCUCCGUCCAGCAGGAGGACCUGCAGCUCCAGGCGUUAGCCACACUCACCACCAUCGCUCCGCUCAUGCUGGACGACUACAUGUCCUACCAGGGAAACGCACGGCUGCUGCUCCUGCUGGACUGGUGCACGGGGAAAGAUGUUUUCUUUGGUCAGGGACACAGUUUCCACGGCAGCGGAGGCAAAGGCAGCAAAAAGUCUCAAAUGCGUCACUGCAUCCGAGUCCUGAGAUCUGUGACGUCUGUGGGUGAGGAGACCGUCAACCAGGACCUGUGUGACCAGGGCAGCAUCGGUCAGCUCCUGGGGAUUUUAAUGCAGAUGGAAAGCAGUACUGACGACGACGACGCCGCAACGCUGGAGAUGAAGUCGGACCUCCUGCUGACUCUUUCAGCUCUGUGUGAGAACGACAUGCACAGAAAGGAACUGUUUGGUUCUGAGGGAGUGGACAUGACGCUCCACUUCCUGAAGAGAGGCUGCGAUAAGUUCUACAGCGGUCUGGGUCACAACAAACUGGUCCUGUCCACAGUGGACUGUGUUUGGUCCUGUAUCGUGGGCUGCUACACCACAGAAGAUUUCUUUUUGGCUCGAGAAGGAGUUUUUCUUCUGCUUCAGUUGCUCGUUUCAAGUCCCAGAUGUGUCCACUGUACCGUUCUGGCCACCCUGCUGGAACUCUGCGACAACCCAAACACCCCGCCUCAGAUCCUGAGCUGGAGCGACGACACGGGCGUCACGGCUCCUGGACCCCUCCUGGCUCUCUGCGACAACCCAAACCCCCCGCCUCAGAUCCUGAGCUGGAGCGACGACACGGGCGUCACGGCUCCUGGACUCCUGCUGCAUCUGUGGAGGCAAGAGGAGGAGGAGCUGGGAGUCCAGAGGAGCAAACAGGGGGCGCUCACAGACGUCCAGAAGCCUCUGCUGACUCAGUACCAGGAGGACACGCAGCUGUCGUAUCCAGCUGACAUGCCCAGUGCAGCGGUGCUGGAUGUUUCUGAGAACCUGAGGUCAAAGAUUUACUCCAUCUUCUGCAAAAUAGGUUUUCAGGACCUUCCUGGACUGAAAACCAAAGACUACGUGACGUUGAGCAUCGUCAGGAGAUACCUGGACUUCAAGGUUGGUGAGGUGUGGCAGGAGAUCAGCAGGGAACUCGUUCUCGACGAGGUCCAGCCGAUCUCACCGGACGAGGAGGCGCUGUCCAACAUCUGCAGGACGGCCGAGGACAACGCCAGGAAGGUGAUGGAGGAGCAGAGGAGCAUGCUGGAGCGGCAGGAGCAGGAGAAAGUGGGCGAGGAGAAGCACAUGUACACAGAGAUGAAGACUCACUGGAGGCAGCAGGAGCUCACGGCAAAGACCUGGGACUCGUACCAGGCCAAGACGUCCAACUACGAAGCUCUGAAGAAAGUCAAAGCCCAAAGGAGAAAAAACGUAGAAUUGUUCAGACACCGACCAGGAGACGAGGAUCUUCGUCCUGAACAGCAUUUCCUCGGACACAUCGUCGCAGUGGAGAAGGGUUUAGACGGUGGUUCAGGUCCUGCAGGGGUGAGGGUGACUGUGGCCAGAACUUCGAUGAAGGGAGCAGAGCUGUGUCGCUCGUAUCCUCACCAAAACCACCUCCGUUGAUGAUGUCACUCCUCCUUCAGCAGCGUCGUCGGUUCCUGCUCAUUUUCUUCACCCGUAUCCAUCGCACUGUCCUCGUCUCUACAUCACCCCCGUCUCCCC